Molecule: messenger RNA, 1191 nt
Organism: Symbiodinium sp. CCMP2456
Lineage: Eukaryota; Dinophyceae; Suessiales; Symbiodiniaceae
Source: the annotation of a GenBank genome assembly
AUGUACAGGAUCGGCCUCCCCUCGGUCGGCGAGUACGAGGUCCGAGUCAACGUCGACGGCAGGCCUUUCGUUUCGCAGUCGCUGCCGGCCGCCAACGCCGGUCGAGCAAUCGACGUCGUCAGCGGGGCGUUCGUCACGGUCGGCGAUUUCGGCGUCUUUGACGCGAUCCCGACCUUCACGCUUGACUACGGCGACUUGAUCGUCAGCGGCAACGCCAACUACCCGACGACGCUCACCGACAACGGCGCCCGGCACACGAUCGUCGCCGGCACGCACCUUGGGACCAUUGGCCCCGACGCCGACCCGGGUACGCUGGAGUCGGCAAACGCCCUUGCGGAUGACAACCUCUUCUCGCCUGAUGACGAAGACGGCGUGAAGAUGGCGAGCAAUAUCGCCGCCGAUUCGGAUGUUCUGAUCGAUGUCUCCGCGACCGGCACGGCAAGCGACCGCCUGCACGCCUGGAUCGACUUCAACAACGACGGCGACUGGGACGACGCGGGCGAACAGAUCACGCCGGUUGGCGGCCUGGGCCUGACAUCCGGCGUAACGACCCGACUCGUUAUCAACACGACCGGCAUCGCUGUGGACGGAACCACGACGAACUACGCCGCUCGCUUCCGUUGGGGACAGGGGAUCGCCGGUUACACGGGCCUCGCUUCGACUGGCGAAGUCGAAGACUACCGCCUGCCGCGGCUGUUGAACUCGGCUGGCAUUCUCGACGGCGACUACAACGGUGACGGCCAGAUCACAUUGGCGGACCAAGUCGUUUGGCGUGAGAACUACGGUUCGACCAUCAACUUCGCCGCCGACGGCAACCGCGCUCCCGCCCAGAUCGUGGCGCCGGCGACUCAUCCCGACGAGUUCGCGUACCUGAGCCCGCUGGAAGUCGCCGAUCCCGUGACCCCGGCGUUAGUGACGGCGCCGCCGGUGGUGACGAUGCCCAUCGUCGAAGACGUCCUCGCGCCGGCAACGUUCGACGCCGACGCCUUCGCCCCGAUGUUCCUCGCCAGCCCGCAGGUCACGUCGAUCCUCGACGAGUCUCUGGCGGUCGAGGAAGAGGCGGCCGAUGAUGGCGACGCCAUCGACGCCGCCCUGCUGCAAUGGGCACUCGGGUCGGCCGCCGACGACGAGGCGACUCCGACCGAGUACUCGUUCGAAGAGGCCGAGCAGGAAGAGGCCGAGGAGUUCGAG